This is a messenger RNA of Hemiscyllium ocellatum (epaulette shark), 11493 nucleotides long. RefSeq names its product polycystic kidney disease 1b (gene pkd1b). Gene Ontology annotation, cellular component: membrane. The record is from RefSeq and is a predicted model, not a curated record. Bases 1 to 11493 code for a protein of 3830 amino acids. NCBI's taxonomy places the organism in Eukaryota, Metazoa, Chordata, Chondrichthyes, Orectolobiformes, Hemiscylliidae. The transcript is spliced from 38 exons. Gene Ontology annotation, molecular function: protein binding. Gene Ontology annotation, biological process: kidney development.
AUGUACCACUGGGUGGACGGGACAUCUGUUGAUACCUACCUGCGCUGGGCAAUCUCCAAGGUACACAGUGGUGAAUGUGUUCAACUGCAGCUACACAGGGAAGGCACUGGGCGUGGGGUAUCCUGCCACACCAAGCUGCACUUCAUCUGUGAAAAACCCCGUGAUGCCCAGCUGCAGGAUGUCAAUUACUUUCUGACUGGAACACCAACCUUCAGGAAGGUCGACCUGGUGAAGAACAUCACGGUGAUGACUGAGGCCCCUCUCCGAGGAGCAGCAACAGUUGAGAUGAUGCUGUUUCCCGGCAUGUGGUUCAGCCAUUCAGGUCUGGUGAACUCGAUUGAAUUUGUAAUCCAGCCUUUGAAGAAAGCCACUCGGGUACAUUUCAAGAUAUUCCGACCCUAUUGCAUCCCGAGUCUGUACCUCAUCCCUCCAGGCUGCGAAUGGCUCCGUACUCCCUUUGCCACCUGUGACACACAGCCGCUGUGCAACACCACAGGAGGUUGCAACAAUGGGCAUCAAUGGUGCCACUUACAGGAAAGGUGUCUGCCCAUCACCAGCCCCUGCAGUUCGUAUGCAUUUGAAAACAUCACAACCAACAUCCUGCCAAUCGCUAACCCUCCCAGAUACAAAGGGACACAGCCAUAUUACUCCCAGGUGGCAGAUAUAGCAAUGAUCAUCAGCCCUGACCUCAACAUUGUACAUGUAAAUGUGAUGCUGGGUGACCAGGAAGUUCGUGUUUAUCCAGACGAUGUGAUUGGUUUUCAGCACGAUGCAGGUCCAAACUCUUUGCUGCAUUGCUUGCCCAGCUCAAUAUCACCAUGGCGACAGAGCUACAUCAGCCUGGUGCGGCAGGGCUGGCUGGAAAGUUUAUUGGUUGGUUUCCAACCUACCUGGCCCAGUCCCAGAUGGUUUGAUAAUGUUGUCUGUGAUGUGCGUAUCCUGUAUACAGACCAGCCGCAGCCAAUUGCUCCCACCCAAUCCCUAACCACUGUGCCAGAUACGUUCCUGGUAACCCCAGUUAACAGAGUAAGCCCCACAGGGAUCAAAUGCUGCCCAUUGGGCACACGGACAACAAUCACUGGCUUACAAAUCAUCUAUCCCUGGCCACAUAAUGGCACUCUCCUGGUCCCAACUGGCAAUGAGAUACUCAUUGUGAUCAAGAUUAACUCUGGCAGCAAUGCCAGCUCCUGGUGGGGUCCUCCAGUUCGACAAUCAGGAGUCUUCUUUAAUGGCCAUUGUCCAUCCAGUCUGCCUCAGUACAUGCCAGCCUGCCACAGAGAGACCAGCGAUACCUGGUUCUCAUAUGCCCACUUUACUGUCACUCAUCCCAGGGUAGAGACUCUGAAUAUCACCGUGAGCAAUGAGGUCAGCUCCCAGAACAUGUCUGUCGAAAUCCAGGCGUUCGAUGUCAUUCAGGGACUUCAGAUCAUGCCCAGGAAACCCAGACGCGUGCUGGUGGAUGUCUCACAGAUAUUUUCAGCACAGGUUACUCAUGGCACCUCUGUCAGUUUCACCUGGGUGAUUGACAACCUUGCGCUGUUUGCCUACAGUGGACAAAUCUACAAGAUGAUCUUCAAACGACCAGCAACCUACAGGCUCAAGUUAAUGGCAGUGAAUCCUGUGAGCAAGCAGAGCAUAGAAACUGAGUUAGUAGCUGACACCAUGCACCCUCUAACAGAUCCACAGUUUAUUCAUCUGUCCAGCAUACUUCUUGUUGACACACCUCAUAAAUUCACCUUCAGGAUCAUGGUGGAUAGCUUAGCAGAGGUCAUAUUCCGGUGGAACUUUGGAGAUGCGAGUACCACAAUAAUGCAUUCCAAGUGUCCUCCACACAACGCUGACCCGUCUGAGUCAGACCCAAGGACCAUGACCAUCAUAGUGCAAGAUCAAAUGACCUGGGUAUACUCUCAGCCUGGUAACUACAUUUUGGAAGUGGAGUGUAUUGCUCAGUGGAGUCGCAUUAGGCAGAGUCAUUCUGUGUAUGUCCGCUACCCCUUGACAGAACUGAGCUGUGCACAGAUGCCAGAGCACCCUCAUACUGAUGGAGUCGUUGUGUUUGAAGCCUACCCUCAGCCGAACUCUUACGGGAUAUUCUACACUUGGAACUUUGGUGAUGGAGCUCCUGUUGUUGUGGUGACAAGCUCCACCGUGCAGCAUAGGUUUAAAAUGGGAGGAAUUUACAAUGUCACACUCCAGGUCAAUAAUACAGUCAGUGCAAUGAGUUCCUAUCUCAUGGUUACAGUGGAGGAAAAGAUUACAUGCCUCAAGGUGACAACCAGUGAGCGCAGUGAGCUGGGUUCGACAAUAUCGGUUCAUGCAGAAGCAAGAAGUGGCACAAACAUUCUGUGGGCCUUCAGUAUGGGGGAUGGACACACCUUUGGAAAUCUAACAAUUGAUACCAUUUCUUACAAGUACCCAGUGGAAGGGAGUUAUACCAUCACGGUAACUGGAAGGAACAUGGUCAGCUCUGCCAAUCAGUCGGUUGUUGUGGAGGUGCAUGCACUGAAGGUGCUGGCUGUCAAACCAACAGGAUGCUUGGUCUCGGGAAGUAAUACCUCCUUCCUGGUUCAGGUAUCCAGCACAGGGAAUGAGACUCGGUACCGCUGGAGUUUCGGAGAUGGAAGCCCAGCUCUGGUGGUCCGAGGCAGUUCCGGGGCCUAUCACACCUAUACCAUGACUGGGAACUACACAAUCACCAUCACCGUCACCAGCCCCUUUAACACCACAUCCUACCAGGCUGCCAUCUAUGUACAGGCACCCAUCCACUCUGUCCAGCUCUUGGUCAGGAACCCAUACGUACGGUUAAAAGACCCAGUUCAGUUUGUGGCCAAGGUGGACCCGGAGGAGAGGGAGCAGCAUCCUUACCAAUACCACUGGAAUUUUGGGGUGCCAGGGCCUCCUAUUUCUGGCUGUAGGGAGCAGACCGUUGUCUAUGAUAAGGUUGGUAUCUAUUUGGCUGCGGUCACUGUGAGUAACCAUGUUGACCAUCAAAGUAGUUCCUGCUCAGUGACUGUUCAGGAAAGUGUUGGGGACUUCACAAUUCAUCAUGAGGGUCUGGCCCAGGAGGCUCUCUCCCUGAACAAGACAUAUGUAUUUCAUCUCAAUGGUGCCUCAGGCACCAAUGCCACCUUCCACUGGGACUUUGGUGAUGGUACUACUAGGACACAGGGCCAGCAGAUAUCUCACAUUUAUCGGACAUGUGGACGGUUCACCGUGACUGUGGUGGGGGUAAAUCUGGUCAGUCACCUGGAGAGGUUCCUGAAUAUUCAUGUCAUCACACCCAUCAGCCAGCUGAAUGUCAGUGCUGACCAGCUGGCGGUGGAAACCGGGAAGAGUGUCAUCUUCACUGCUUCCCUGUCUGCAGGGGAACAAGUUGUCUUCUUUUGGGCAGUAUGUGGAGACUGUGUCCUACACCAUGGAUCAUCUAGUUUCAAACACAGCUUCCUGGAGCCUGGCACUUACAGAGUGGUGGUGACAGCAAGAAAUGAGGUGAGUGAAGAAACAAAAAUGGUCACUGUUCAGGCUGAAGAAAGGAUCCAAGAUGUGACGAUAAACACUGGAGAUCUGAUUCACGGAAACUACUUUGCUGCCAAGGAGAUUUGUAUACUGCGUGCACACGUGGCAUUGGGCUCAAAUGUGUCCUAUGAAUGGACCAUUAGGCAAGGCCAAGUUGUGGUUGCUGUAGGUCAAGGGUCAGUCAUGAUGUUUCAACCAGAGGUAGCUGGGGAUUACUGGUUAGUGGUAUUGGCCAAAAAUGCUAUUGGAGAAGUCAGCCAAAGUGAACAGAUCUCCGUAUUGGAGCGUAUCAGUGGGGUGAAGGUUACUUCAACACCAUGCAAUGUAGCCACAGGGCAACCAGUUCAACUAAGCAUCACAGUCACCUCUGGGACUGAUUUACUGUAUGAAUGGUUCAUUGAAGGAGCUGAAAAUCAUCUCAAGACCAGCAUCUCCUCACUUUCCUAUGUUUACUCAACAGCAGGAACCACUGUGGUAAACGUGACUGUCCACAACAAGCUAGGGAAUGCUCAGAGCUCCCUUGUUUUAACAAUCCAAGAGCCUGUCUAUGAAGUGAGCUACAAUGUGCUAAGUGCGGCACCCCCUUUUUACUUGCAGACUAAUGCUAUCACUCACCUGAAGGGCUUUGCAGGCAGAGGUACUGCUAUCUUUUGGGAAUGGUGCCUGCUGAGCCCAGUGGGCACCCAGUCUUGGCAUGGCCGUGAGAUCAAUCAUACAUUCAGCACAGCAGGAGUGUACCAACUCACCCUCAACGCUUCCAAUGGAGUUAGCUGGCAGUCAGUACACCAUAAUCUCACCGUGCAAGACAGUGUCACCGGGCUUGUCAUCGAGAUGGACAAGACAAUUGUUAGGGUUGGUGAACCAGUGACAUUUACCCUUCAUGUCCAGCAGGGCAGCAUGGUGCGCUACUUCCUGAAUUUCACCACUUUGCGCACACAGUUCUCACUACAUGAGGACACUUACAAGGUGGCAUUCCCUUCGGUAGGACAGCAGAAUGUUACCGCGACAGCAUGCAAUGAAGUCAGCAGUGAGACCCGGUCUGCCUCCCUGGAGGUACUGGAAGAGGUCACUGGGCUUUACUUGGUUAAUUGUUGUCAGUCUGCUGUGGAGGCCAACCAGGAGAUGAUGCUCACCGCGAGGGUACACACAGGGACAGGUGUGAAGUACAGGUGGCACCUCCACCUGCCAGGCUUACCUGAUCAGCAUGGCUCAGGGUCAAGCAUUAUCUACACCCCACAGAGCACAGGCAAGCUAACUGUCCAUGUGGAGGCUAUUGGACAGUUUGGUGCCCUUUCACUCACUGAGUGCACUCAAGUUCAACUCCCCGUGUCAGUGGUAGACAAGCUCUGGAGUGACAAUGUUGAUCCAUUUGUGGAACAGGCUGUGACAUUUCAGGUGGUGCUAGUGGGGGGCACGGAUGUUGGAUACCUCUGGAACUUUGGCGACUCACCUGAGACAUAUACCAGCCAGAAUGGCACUAUUCAGCAUAGGUAUAAGACUGCUGGUUUGUACACUGUAGAGGCCAAAGCCUUCAAUGACAUUAGCUCUGCAGUUGUUCACCUGGCGAUCAUUGUGCGGCAGCCUGCUUGCUGGGCUCCUGAAGUCAGAUUGGUCAAACCACCACCUACCAUCAUCCGGGCACGAGCAAGCUACUUUGAGGCUAAAGUGGACUUGAGGGGCUGCACAGUGUACCAGGCUCACUACCACUGGGAGCUGUUUGAGGGCACCAGAUGCCAUGGGUCAGCCAGAGUGCACCUCAGCACAGUGGAUACUGGCAAACCCAUCCUGGCCUUGCCAAAAUUGGCACUGCCUCUAGGUGCACAUUGCUUGCAGUUCACAGUGGACCUUGUUAGCACACCAUUGAGUCAGAAAGUGGCAGCAGUGAUCCAUGUGGUACAGAGUAAGCUGCUGGCCAUUAUCAAUGGAGGAUCAGAGAGAACAUGGGCCAGUCACCAGGAUCUGGUACUAGAUGGAUCCAAAUCCUAUGAUCCGGAUGUUGAGAAGGAGGAGGAGGCUUUUCUGUCUUAUCGCUGGGCUUGUGAAGCUGAGGUUCUGGUGCAAGCGGCAAACAUUCCUUGCAUAAUGUUGGAAUGUAUCUCCUGCCAAGUCCUCUGGAGCUAUAGAGUGAGCAGGAGCACGCAUGUCACAUUGGCCGGAAGAUGUCAGAAUUGCAGCAACAAGUCCACCUAUAAGUGGACAGUUCAAAGUUCAGAUGCCUCUCCUUUGAUCUUGGACAAUAAAACCACCUCGACAGGGGACUCCAAUCCUAACCUGGUUGUUCGACAGGAUGUCCUCCAAGAUGGGGUAAACUACACCUUCACCUUGAGCAUUACUGACUCAGAAAAGCAAAACACAGGGUUCUCCAGCAUCACCCUGACUCCUAACUACCCACCAAGUAGAGGCGAGUGCACCAUCUACCCAGAUCAAACCCUCUACCUUCUGGAGACUCUGCUAAGCUUUAACUGCACAGGUUGGUGGGAUGAGGAUGAUGGCCAGGAUCAGCUGGUUUACUCACUGAUGGUGAUGACCUGCCCUCAUGACUUCUCUAGUUGUGAUAGGUUUCAGCUGUACCGGGGCAUCAAGUCUUCCUCCCGUGUGUUGCUGCCUGCAGCUUCCAGUGGCAGAGCCUCUACUGUCCAUGUCUUGGUUCAGGUGGAGGAUCUACUUGGAGCCAGAACCGUAGCUGUCAACAGAACUCUGACAGUGUGGAUGCCAGAUUUCUUCCCAGGAUCAUACAGUGUCAUUGAUUGGUUGAGACACAAGAGCCAAUCAGAGCUGUGGGGCCUGGUUCAACAGGGUGACCCCAGUGAGGUGAUUGCAUACUCUGUCACUCUCAUCAGUGCUCUCAAUCAGUGCUCCAGGCACCGUGAGCAAGACCUGAAGGACCGAAUCACCAUCCGUAGUAAUAUAACCCGAGCACUGAUCUCUCUGACGGUCACAACUCUGGAGGAUGUCAGCCAGAUCAGUGCAGCACUGGCUCAGUGUGCGACUUUUCCUGAAGAGUUUAUAAUGGGUCAGGGGCUGGAGGGAAGUCUGAGGAUGACCCGACAAAUGAUUGACAUCAUUGGAAAUCAGACAGUUCAAGGAUCAGCCACACCCAGUGAAACUGGAAGAAAUAUUUUGAGAAUCCUAGGUGCUGCAAUGGCUGCGAUUGAGGUUAGUCCAAAUAACAGAAUCCAGCGAGAAGAUGAUCUGGUCACUUCAGCAACCAUCUUCCAGUUGACUAGCAAACUCAUCCAGUCUCUCAUGCGUUCUCGGGUUUUCAAUGAGGAGCCCCUGUUGAUAUCUGUCUCUGAGAUUGAUGUACAGGGGAAGAGAGUGGACCCCUUCAACCUGCUGUGUUCCUGGCCUGGUGAGAAAUGCCUCUUCCACAUCCCCCCAGCACUAUCCAGCCAGUUGUCAGCAAACCGUGAGCUCAUCCAGCUAACAAUGAGCCUCAGGGUCAAUCCUUUCCCAGGAGGCACCAUCAGCAACUACAGUGUCUCCACCCAUCUUGGAUCUAUGGAGUUGAGCAGCCCACAAGGGCUUCCACUGUCAAUCAGUGACCUUGCUGCAGAGAGGUCCAUCCGUGUUACUCUGGCAGACCGGAGACCCCGCCAAUUGGAACAUGCAGAGACAGUGAGGACUCUCAGUCCUAGAGAAAGUGUGAAUUUCACCAUCCGGCCUGUGAACAGUAACCGUGCAGCUGGGCUCCACAUUGGCUUGCGGUUCACCCUGAUAGAUCUUGAAGGUGCCCAGGACCCAGACCCUUUUGUCCGUCUUCAUGUCAACAACCCACAGUUUAAUGGAUCCCUAGAUAAUGCAACAAGAGGAAUCAUUCUAUAUCCCACUAGGGAACGUUUAAGUGUCGAACACACCAUCUUCCUAUCUCCUGAGGUGUAUGACAGCACCACCGAGCAGUUGUUUGUCACCGUUUCCAACUGCUUCUCUUCUGCCCGAGUCGACAUCACAAUCACCACCUAUACCUCGCUGUGCCAGUACUUCGAUUUCCAGAGUUUGCAGUGGAGGACAGAAGGCAUUGUGCCCACACGGUGGACCAGGCUGGAGGAAGCUGUGUGCCUCACUCGGCAUCUCACUAUCUUCGGGGCUAGCCUCUUUGUGUCUCCAAACGCGGUGGAGUUUCUUGCACCGGCAGACAGGCCAGUGCGGAACAUGGUGGUGGCAAUCAGCUGUAUAUUAGUAUUUGCUGUCUACGUUGUGACGGUACUCAUUGCCCACAAGUUGGACUACAUCGAUAUCAACCGUGUUGGCAUUAUCCCACUCUGUGGACAACACGGGCACUAUAAGUAUGAAGUCAUGGUGAAAACUGGCUGGUGCAGGAAUGCAGGUACAACAGCUCAUGUGGGUAUCAGUCUGUAUGGCUUGAACAAGAGUGGGUCCCGCCACUUGGACAAGGAAGGAGCAUUCCAGAGAAACAGUCUGGACAUUUUUCAGAUUGAGACAGAUGCCAACUUGGGUGAGAUCUGGAAAAUCCGAAUCUGGCAUGAUAAUACAGGAUUGAGCCCCUCUUGGCACCUGGAGCAUGUGGCAGUUUGGGACAAGCAGACUGACAUUAUGUACUACUUCCUGGCCCAGGAUUGGUUGUCGGUGGAGAAUGAGAAGAAUGAGGGGAUGGUAGAGAAGGAUGUGUUGGCAGCAUGUCCCCAGGAGUUGCGUCGUUUCUCUCGUAUUUUUGUCUCUCAGCUGAAGCGUGGGGUGUCAGAGAAGCACAUCUGGCUCUCAGUCUGGGAUCGUCUGCCUCGGAGCCACUUCACGCGGGUGCAGCGGCUCACCUGUUGCACCUUGCUGAUGUACCUGUUUCUCACUGCAGCAGCUGCAUGGUAUGGGGCUGUGGGUACCAAAAAUGAAAGCUUCCCUGUGGCAUAUCUGGCCGCUGUCACAGGUGAGACAGUGGCAGUUGGCAUUGUUCUUGCGUUUGUCGUUUUCCCGAUCCACCACCUGUUCACCUGCCUCUUCAGAAGAAUCCGGAGCCAGGUCACAGUAGAUGACCCUGAAGGCUCUAUCCUGGAGGCACAGACUGUGGGGAUGGAUAUGUGUUUGGAUCCUUCAGAGCUGGGCAGCUCCUCCUUCCUGUCCAUUCCUGGAGGCCUGGACUCUAUUGCAGAUGCCAGCUCAGAGAGUUAUGAAUCCCAUGGGAGUAAAAAGCUGGACUCAGAUUUGCAAUACACCCCGCAGCUUAUCAGCAAGAGCUUUCUGAAGAGCUGGCCAUCGUAUGACAGUUUGUUCGAUCUUCCUGACCUCUUGAACCAUGAUCCUUCCUUCAGUCAAAUCAAAGUUCUAAAACGGAAGAAAGCUUUGCGCAAACAAGGGAUCAAGUCAUGUUCAUCAUUGGAUGAAGAUCCCCUUUCCUUCUCCAUUGCAGAUUCCUAUGAUAGCUGGAGUUUGAAACAUAAUCAACUGACAACAUCAGAUGAAGAUCUUAUGAGGAGCAUUGCUGCAGAGGUGAAGCAGCAAGGUGGGUUAUCAGACCAGGUUACAUCAGACAGUGGACAUUUCUCUCCGAGGGCAGAGAUGGACCUUAUCUCUGAGACUUUAGAGAGCUCGAACAGUACUUGCUCUGAUCUGGGGGAGAAGAAGCUGCACACUGGAGCCCUGCAUCAGUCAUCCUCAUUCUUAUCAUCAAGGGGAACAGCCAACAGCUUCCUGGCCAGUUGGGAACCAGCUCCCACACCUGGCUCCACCUUUUCCACACGCAUCGGCAUCUUAAAAAGCCCAAGGAAAUGGAUGUUUCCACACUCAACCCUCUAUGUAACAUACAUCCUCUGCUUCCUGCUGAUCGCUGUGUGUGUCAGUGUGACGGUGUCCUAUGGCAUGUUAUUUCCCAACCAUGUGGUGCUAAUGUGGCUGAUCUCUGCAUUCUUCUCCUUCCUGACCUCGUUCUUUGUUCUGGAACCUAUAAAGGUUUUGUGUGAGGCCGUGAUCCUCGCACUAUUUACCAAACCAGUAGAUGCUGAUGAGGACGAUAACUUAGUUGAGGAGCCUUUGGUUAAGAAGACAUCAGAACGAAUUGGCAAAGUCCGAGCGCCAUACGGUUACAGCCUCCUGCAGGCUAAAGAGGAGGCACGGAAAGUGAGAACACUGCACACAUUGAUGAAGAAUUGUGUUGUGCACACAAUCUUCCUCCUGGUGGUGCUCAUCGUUAACUACCAAGGCUGUUACCAAAGCGCCAAUGGCCACCUUCUGCGAGCCUCCAUUCGACAGUCCAUUGUUGGAAGGACUCUGCACUCAUCCAACUUUAGUACUAUCCAGAGGCCAGCUGAUUUCUGGCAAUGGCUGAGGACUGUGUUGCUGCCUCUGCUAUACAAUAACCCCCAGCUGACAUUGCUCGGAGCUCCCCGUCUGGCACAGAGUGUGUUCGUUGAGUUCACACAGUACAGCCGGGACGUGGAUCUUUACGCUGUGGUGACCUUACGGGUUGUCUUUCAGUCUGCGGUGCCUGUCAAACCAACUGUUGAUAUUAAACUCUUCUCAGUGCUGAGCUCAAGUCGUGGGAUGGACCUAUUGUUGGUGUUGAUGGUGCUGCUAUUCCUCUUCAGCCUCUGUUUUCUGGUCGUUGAGGCCAUCGCUCUGAACAGGGAGGGUUUGGCUUAUUUCAAAGAAGGCCAGAGGUACCUCCAGCUCCUCAUCAUCCUACUUUGUGUCCUCAUCCCUAGCUUCCAUUUCAGCCACAUCAGAUUAGCUGACCAGCAGCUCAGCCGCUACAAGAACAACCCCCAGCAGUUUGUCAGUUUCUACUAUGUUGCAUGUCUGGCUGAGGGAGUCACCAGCCUUGCCGCAUUUCUGCUCACCGUCCUCACCUUGAAGGUAAGUGAACAAUUUCGUUUUGUGCGGAGAUGGUGUGUAUUUGGGAAGACAUUCCAGCAUAUGAUCCGAGAGCUGAUGGCUGCCUUCCUUUACCUCUUCCUGCUUGUCAUGGUCUAUGCACAGUGUGGCUAUGUGAUGUUCUCUCCUGCUCUGGAACACUUUGUGACAUUCAGCAGCUCGCUGCUGGCUUUGGUUGCCUUCCCCCGUGGAACCCUGUCCUUGCGACAUGCAGUCCAACAUUACCCCAUAAUCGCACCCCUCUACUUCAUUAGCUACCUGCUGUGGCUGAUGUGGAUAGCGAGAAACCUCUUCAGUGCCAUUAUCAACCAGAGUUACAGAGAGCUCAAAGCAGAAAUGUACCGCCCAGCUAUUGAACCACAAGACUACGAGAUGAUUGAAUUCUUCAUUAAGAGAUUCAAACUCUGGAUAGGACUCACCAAAACAAAGGAGUUCCGACACAAGGUGAAAUUUGAAGGGAUGGAAUCCUUGCCAACAGGCACUUCCCAAACCUUGAGAUUAUCCCAACUUGCAUCAGAAAAUACUGAGUCUCCCUUCUCAGACUGCACCAUCUUGUCAGGCUCUGUGCAAUCGGAGGAGCUGACUCUUCCACAGAGUCCAACCUCUGAGACCUACAACAUCGAGGCCUAUCUCGAUCGGUUGCUGCCGACUGUCAACAGCCUCCUUGGUCAGUUUGACCGUGUCAAUAAAGUCACUGAUGACUUGUACCAGAUCGAGAGUGACUUGGAGAAAGUGCAGCACAGAAUCAAAUGGAGGAGACAGAUUCUGGGCAGGGAUGAAAAGAGCAAAACAGAGAGACAAAGCCUCCCUGUGCCAACCACACAGCCCAGAGCAUGCAGUGCUGUUUCUGAUUCAGCAGUUUCCGGCCUCCGACCAAGCACAGGCCCAGCUUGUGAAUAUUGUGCAGGCAUUGCCCAGUCAGCUCACAGCGCUCUACCGGUUGGUUCCAGGUCGAGUGAUGCCCCGGGGCGAAGAGCCUGGCAGUUGGGACCAUCACUGUCAGCAGUCAUCAGUCAGAGAGCGAUAUGGAGCUCAGAACCUGCAGCUAAACCAAGGCCCAAAAGUGAAGAAGGGCAGGAUCGAGUGAUGAGUCAGCAGCAGGCCCCAGUAAAGAGGAGAGCAUGGCAGAGUGAAAGCAUGGAGGGGAAACCAUGA